Choloepus didactylus (southern two-toed sloth) is the source of this 2857-nucleotide messenger RNA. RefSeq names its product EF-hand domain family member B (gene EFHB). The record is from RefSeq and is a predicted model, not a curated record. The coding region runs from base 55 to 2712 and encodes 885 amino acids. NCBI's taxonomy places the organism in Eukaryota, Metazoa, Chordata, Mammalia, Pilosa, Megalonychidae. Gene Ontology annotation, molecular function: calcium ion binding. The transcript is spliced from 13 exons.
UGGCAGGCAGGAAACAGAGGACAGGGAAACAGAGGGCAGGGAACCUGAGUGGAGAUGUGUUCCUUCGUGAGAGUGGGGUCCCCCAAGGAGAUGGGGCUAAUCAGGGGAAUGGGCACUUCCUUCGAGCCGGAUACAGCUUUUCCCUUAGAGAUGAGUGCCCUUGGAGAAAUGAAAGUGUCUGGGGGGAAACGUCCCCUAAGCAUGGAGGUGGAACUUAACCACGAAAGAAAGGAUGAAUUAGGAGACAGGGAGGUCUUCAUGGGAACAAAAUCUCCCAUGAACUUAGGGCAUGGAGUAGGAUUAGUAAAAGAAGAUUCCGGAUGGAAGGAGAGCCCCAAAUUUAGAAAUGAAUGUGAGGAGAGAACGGUGUCACCAGAAACAAAGUCUCUGUUGAGGAAGGGGCUUGAAAUGGGAUUAGAAAGACAAAAUAUUUCUGGUUUAGGGUUGAAGACCCUCAUGGAGAAGGGUAAUUUAGGAGUCAACAGGGUCUCAACCUUGCAGGAAACAAAACCUUCUCUGCCAGGAAGAAUGGGGUUACAAAAUGAGUGUCUUCUGGCAGGUUGUUUUCCUGCAGGAAUAAUACAGUGUCCCUCAAGCAUGGAGUGUGGGGGUCCUCAGGGUGUAGGGAGUAGGAGAGAUCCUGUGGCUAGAACCCCUGAAGGGAUAGAGGUUUCAGUGAGAAAGCAGCCUGCUUUGGGUAUGGAGCCUAGACACGAACUGGAAAAAGAGUUGAUGUGUGUUUUGUUGAAGCCCAGUACAGAGAUGAAGCCUCCUGUGGAGGUGGACAUUGGGCUACCCCAAUCAGAGGAGACAGAUGAAGCCAAGAAAACAGAGCCCCAAAUGGGCUUAGUUAUAGAACCUCUUGUGUGCCAGUUUGUACAGCAACCAGAAGAGAAAAAGGAGGAGUCUGAAAACAUCGAAAUUGGAGUGGAAUUUCCAGAUCACAUUAGACCCAUAUACUCUGGGAAAUUUUUUGAUCGGACACCUUGCUGGCCAACUGCAGGGAAAGUUCUUCCUGUUGGAUACAGAGUUGCAUCUUGCUUGACUGAAAAACUCCCCAGGCUAAUUACUCCACCUGAGGCCAAAAAGUUUUUCAACUUCAGAUAUCCACCUGCUGGAGCUGAAAGAAUAUUUUAUGGCAGAGCAAAUGAUCCACAGAUCGCUCCUUAUUUGACACAUGGCACAAGAUCUAAAAUUUCUCCAUCAGCAAGCUCAUUGAUAAAUCCACAGCCCAUUACCAAAUUUCAACAAAAACUUAAAGAUAAGAAGGAAUCUAUCUAUUUUAGUCAUCGAUGGGCACCAUUAGGAAAAUCUCAUGAUCAAACACCAGGAUUACCUAAAGGACUGGAUAUAAUCAAUACUAUAUUUGGGACAGCAGUUGUCAGAGAAUGCUCUGCUAGAGAUGUAGUGAAUCCACCAAAAUCUUAUUCAGAAGUGUUUAAAGAAGGAGAGGAAGGGCAUGAUCUGUAUAUUGUUUCUCACAACGAUUAUUAUGCAGGGGAGGCAAAGAACAGAAAGUAUAACCCAUCAAGUUUUCAUAGGUUUAACUUGUAUGGCGUGCCAACACCACAUUUUAAUGAUGGACGAAGCAUGGCAAAAACUUUGUAUUGGCUCCAUGAAUUGCAAAUGAGAAGAGGAGCUAAAGUUGUAUCCAAGAGAGUUGAUGAUUUCAAAGAAAAAUUUCAACAUAAACUCGGAAGAGUUUUAGAUCCCAUUGCAGAAACAAUGAAUGUUCCCCCAGAACACACAUUUGGAGCUUGUCUUCAUCCUGAGGAGUAUGGAGUUGGUGAUCUCAUCCAUUAUAGACUUCCGGAUGAAUUUCUUCAAGGCAAGGAUAGACAGCGAGCCAUGAUUGCAGCAGUUCGACAUCACUUGAAGAAAGUUAACUACCAGAAUUUUAACACAUUGCUAGCAGCCUUCAGGCACUACGAUAAGAAGGGAGAUGGGAUGAUUGACAGAGCUGAGCUGCGGGAAGCCUGUGACCAGUUCAACCUGCAUUUAGAUGAAAAGCUCCUGGACCAGCUAUUUGACUACUGUGAUGUGGAUAAGGAUGGCCUGAUUAACUACCUAGAAUUUGCAAAUUUUCUUAACUGGAAAGACAAAAUGCCUCUUAAAGAUUAUGAAGAGAGGGUCAUUAUUAAAGGCAGAAAACCCGAUUGUACAUACCCUGCCGAAGCUAAUGUUCAAGAAUCAGAACCAACUCUCCUGAUAAAGCCUGAAGAUAUCGUCCUAAAAGAACCAGGGAGUUCAGAAAAGACACUUCGGACACUUCUGAGACCAAGCGAUAAAGUUUCUGAUCAUUAUAAGACAACGUCUUCUGAGAUCAAUGCAGUUGUAGGAGCCAUUCCUUCUGUUUGUUAUCCUAUCUAUGGGGUUCCAACCAUUCGGUCUGAUAUUCCCGCCCCCCGGAUUCGUCGUAUCAGUGAUAGGACUAAUUAUGGUGAAGAGGGCAAUGCUUAUUCAUUACUACAUCCUACCAUCUUCAGUCAGAAAGGAGUGUUUGAAAGAGACUUCUUCAAGACCAGAUCAAAGGAAGAGAUUGCACGGAUAUUAUGUAAUAUUGGUGUCAAGCUUUCAGAUGAAGAAUUUGAAAAUGUAUGGAAUCUUGCAUCAAAAAAGCAUCACAGUGGAGAAGUUUGUAUAGAGAACAUCAGAAACGUUCUGGAUGAGCUACAGCAUGCAGACCGGAUCAAGUAUAAAACACCUAUGUGAUAUUUUUGGAGUCCAUUCAUUUAAACAAAAGAAUUGUUAAAUCUGCAUACUUAGUGCUCAACUAAAAUAUUCAAAUCUACUCUGGUUUUAGAUAUUAUGUUGUAAUUCUACAAUCACUGUGGUGUAGGACUCAUAUGCCUAUUUG